Messenger RNA from Sphaerulina musiva SO2202, 1577 nucleotides. RefSeq lists its product as uncharacterized. The transcript has a single exon. Lineage: Eukaryota; Fungi; Ascomycota; Dothideomycetes; Mycosphaerellales; Mycosphaerellaceae. The record is from RefSeq and is a predicted model, not a curated record. Bases 63 to 1577 code for a protein of 504 amino acids.
CUGUCUCUGUUGAGCAGAACUUCUCCUGACAAAACACCAUACACCGCGCAAAGGGUGGCAAGAUGAGCCGUCCUCCCCUGGGGCAGACCCUCUUCGAGUUUGGUUGCACUUGUGUGCUCUCCGCCAUCGCCAACGUCCUCAUCAACAAGAAUGACGAGAGAAUCCGGCAAGAACGGGAGGCAGAGGAGGCAGCCGUCAUCGAGCACGAACAGCUGCAGAUUGCGUUCGCGAAGAAGGAGUCGGAGCUCCGACUCCAGAAGCAGCGCGCGGCUGAGUCGUACCAACGGCUCGCCGAUGAGCUUGAGAUUUCGAGACAAUCGUUUCUCAACGCCACCACCGCCACCACCGCCGCAGCGCCGGCUCACAACAUCACCCUCGGGGCAGGGACAGGAUCCCUGACCCCACCACCAUUCGCCCUGGUCGUCGCCGCCGGCCUGCUCGCCCUCGCUCUUCUCCUCUCGCUCUGCCUCCCCCUCUCGCUCUGCCUCCCCCUCCGCCACAUGCGCAAGGGCCACGGUCGCCAUCGCGCGGCCGCAACCCACAAGCCCAAGAAGUCGCGAGCAGAGGCCGGGCGUGCCAGCGAACUGGCAGCCCUCACCAACGAUGCCACCCUAUCUGGGUGGCAGUACGUUGAAAGCCUCUUUCGCCUGGACACCCUCGCUGCCGCCUUCUCCUCCGCAGAGCUCGAAAUCACCACGUUGCGCACGCAGAGAUCAGAAGCCGAUCUCGAGCACGCCGUGGCUCUCGCAGCUCUGCAACCUCGCCUGGACACCCUCGCUGCCUCCCUCGCCUCCGCAGAGCUCGAGAAGACCACAUUGCGCACGCAGAGAUCAGAAGCUGAUCUCGAGCACGCCGUGGCUCUGAAAGCUCUGCAAACUCGCCUCGAAGAAGCCACUGCGUCCCUCGUCUCGAAAGACCUCCAGCUCGCCACGCACCUCAAGACAAAAGAGGCCGCAGCGAGCCGCGAGCAAGUCCAGAAAGACGAGGCGGCAAAGCUUCGAGCGGCGAGGAACGCAAUUUCCUCUCUGAAGGCAGACCAUUUGCCUUCAAUCCGGACGCUGGCCAACGCCCUGAAAGCAGCUCCAAUGACCACCGGCGACCCCAAAUUCAGCUCGGGGCUUGAACACCUCGACGCUGUCCUCGAUUGCCUGGAGCGCAACUCCAAUGGCAUCGUGCCUGCUCACCGAGCAGAAGCACAAGUCGAGGCCAUGCUGGGGGUCAUUUCUGGCGGGAGGUUUCACUUCCCGCAGGAGUAUGCUGACAGGGCACGCCUGUUGCUGGAUGACUUUCGCGCGCGCAACUGGGGUGAGACGAGCCGUCCGGCGGCCGUCGAACCUCAGCGGGACACCACCACGCCGCCGGAAGAGAGGAAAGAGCAGGAGGCUGAGGUGAAGCAGGAGGAGAAGAAGAAAGAGGCGGAGAAGAGUGAAGAUGAGGAGGAGGAUGAGGAGAAGCAGGAUGGAGAGGGAGAGAAGGGUGGCAAGAAGAAGAAGCGACGCCAACCCAGAAAGUACGGCGAGGAUUGGCGGCUGAGAAGCCUGAAGGCUCUCCCGUUCUUCUCGUCGUCGGAGGUCUAG